Molecule: messenger RNA, 851 nt
Organism: Eimeria tenella
Lineage: Eukaryota; Apicomplexa; Conoidasida; Eucoccidiorida; Eimeriidae
Exons: 4
Source: RefSeq, a predicted model, not a curated record
CGGGAGCGGCAGCGCAUAGAAGAGCUGCUGCAGCAAACCAUUUCGGAGUUGAAGGAAGCAAACACUUUUAAGGGUUUGCUGGAGGCCGUGGCCCAGGAGAAGCACGCGCAGGAGAGACUCAACGAGGCGCGGCGGCGGAACCGGGAAAUGCUGCAGGCUGUGCAUUUGCUGGAGACGGAGCUGCGGAAAGAAGAAACAGAAUUUGCUGCCAACUUCAAAGAGACUGGGCAGCUAGCUGCGAGCCUGAAGGGGCAGAUCCAAACCCUCGAGAAGCAGAGCAGCAGCAAAUUAGGGUUUAGGAAAAGGGCCCUUGCUGCGCAGCUCGAGGGCAGCAGCUGGCAGCAGCAGCUGCAGCAGCAGCAGCAGCAGCAGCAAAUCGAACGCGCCAGACAAACCAUCGAACAGGACCUCUUCGUCGCCGAAAAGUCCGCCGAAUUCGUCACCAACAGCAUCAUCCAACUGCAAGCUGCCUCCCGGCAGCAGCAAGAGCUGCGCCGCAGCGCAGCAGAAGACAGAGAAGCAGCAGCGCAGCAGCUAAGAAGGAGACAAAACCAACUUCAAAAAGAAACUGCAGAAGCAGCCUCCAAGGCAGAGAAAGAAGAGCGGCUUUGCCGUGCUGCUGCUGCUGCAGCUCAGAAGCAAAAGUGGAUUGAAGCAGCAAGGCAGCAGCAAAAAGAAAAAGAAGCAGCAGCAGCCUUGCUGCUGCAGCAGCACGUGGCAGCUUACCUCAACAAAGUCAGAGCAGCAGCAAACACCAAAAACAAGCACCGAAAAAAGGGCAAGAAGCAGCAGCAGCAGCUGCCGCAGCAACAGCAGCAGCGGCAGCUGCAGCAGCGGCAGCAGCAGCGGAA